UUGAAGGAUGAAAUAGAAAAUAUGAAUAAGUAUGAUUAGUCAUCUACUUAUUGGCUUAGAAAUUAUCGAGAAAACGUGUCACCCAUAGCGGCGUUUGCGUAAACGAGUCACUGGCUCAAUGGACUGGAACGCAAGGUCUCCGCCACCUUAUUGUUAAGUACUGUAUCGUUCUCAUUAACUCCAGUUAAAACAAUACCGCAGGAAGGAAACGACCGGACGCGGGCCCAGCCUUCCAAACUAUCAUACCUUAAACUGAAAAACCAUUUCGUUCCACCAAAUUCAACCUUACUAUAAAUAAACCUUGCAAUAGCGAAAUGGCAUCAGUCGGUCAGCGCAAUCAACAUGUUGACAGUGUUUAUCCUUACCCUCGCGUCGGCUACGGCGCACUUCCACAAAGUUGAACUCGCCGAUGAGAAGACACCGUACGAUUAUGUGAAGGAACGCUUGGACUCUCUCGCGACUGACGCGAAGUCAGGGUUGCCGUUAUCUAACUCUUACGAAGUGGAAGAAAGUGCGGAUUACCCUGAGCUUGAAGGAGCGGCGUCUACCGUUUUGAACACGGUUGGCGGUGUCGGCGGCGUUGGCGUUGGUGGAAUCGGAUUAGGACAAGGUUUAGGGUACGGCGGAAUUGGACAGUUGGGAGUGGGAGGCGUCGGACUCGGACAAGGCUUAGGAAUCGGGGUUGGAGGCCUCGGAGGCUUGGGCGGCGUUGGUGUUGGAAAUGUUGGGGGCAUCGGACUUGGGGGUGUCGGUGUUGGAGGCAUCGGCGCUAACGGAUUAGUUGGCCAAGGAUUGGUUAAUCCUGGAAUUGGUAUUGGGGUAGGCGGACUUGGUCUUGGCGGUGGACUCCUAUAUCAUCACCCUUUGAUACAACAACAGCAAGUAGGCGGAGGAUACGUCGAUAAGAACGCUUAUGAUGCCGCUCAGAAGAAGGGUGCGGGUGAGAACUUGGAGAAAAUAGAGAAGAAAGCUGAAGAGGAAGUGAAACAUGGUCAGGAAGGAUACCAGCAGGGUGCUGCGGCCGCAAAGGCAGCGAAAGGAGAAUCCAGCUUUUACAAAGACGAAGAGGCUAAGAAAAAGGCCGCUGGAGACGAGAAAUUCUACGAGGGUGGUCAGAAAUUCGACAAGCAUGGUGCCAACGAGGAGCAGCUAAAGAAAGCCAAAAGCCAUAAAAAGGGUCACGUGAGCAAGGGCUUCAAGACCUCCAGCAGCAAAAACGAGGAAGAGAAGACCGAGACCUUCUACGACGAGGCUCAUGAUGAAGCUGAUCAUAAGGUCGCUGGCCAGAACGCCGGUUCCUUCGGCGAACAGUCACAGCAAGGCUUCAAGGGAGCUCAUGAGGAGAAGAUCUUGGACGCCAACGCGGCAGGCAAGGAGGGCCACCACAUCUCCGAGCAGAAGAUCGACGACUCAAAGGCUAACAAGGGUGAAUUCCUGCAAAAGGGCUACAAGGGCGAAGCCGAACAGCUGGAGAAGUUCAACAACCUCGGCGCGCACUCCAUCCACGGGCACCAGGAGGCCAGCGGCGGGUUCCAGCAGAGCAAGGGAGGCAGCAUCUUGCCCAUACACCGUUAGAACGUACCGACCAAUAUAUGACCUGUUUGAAUGUUGA
This is a messenger RNA of Cydia strobilella, 1612 nucleotides long. RefSeq lists its product as uncharacterized. The record is from RefSeq and is a predicted model, not a curated record. The transcript is spliced from 4 exons. Bases 343 to 1575 code for a protein of 410 amino acids. NCBI's taxonomy places the organism in Eukaryota, Metazoa, Arthropoda, Insecta, Lepidoptera, Tortricidae.